AUGAGUGAUAGCACCCAAUUAGCAGAUUCGUUUUUAUUCGAUUCAACAACUAAUCCGGAUCCAGUUGUCAGUGUUAGCAAAGACAAGCGUGUUGUAAAUGUCGUUGAUGACAACAACGGUUCGUAUCAAUCGGGAACUGUCAUCAUUAAUGCGACUUCCCAACUAAAUGGCUCGACUGGCUAUGGCAGUCUUCGAGAUGCAUAUGUAGUCGUUCCUUAUGUAGUAACGGUUAAAAAUACGUCUGCCUCUGCUCUUAAUGGUACUCUAAAUCGUUUUGCGAACGGUGCAGACUGCUAUCUUGCUCCAGAUGAUGUAGUUAGUCUGAAUUUCCCACAAAGUAGUAGCAAUCCUACCGCUUCAACACAAGGAGAUGGUUUUGUGAAUAACUCAGUUAAUGCUGCCACGACUGUAGCUACUGGUUUAAUUCCAGAAACAACUCCCGCUCUUAAUAACGGACUAAUUCAGCGUCUAAUUUGGAAUCCACAACAAAUUGGUACCUCUGAUGCCACUGGAGCAACGAUUACAGCAACAAACCCUCUUGGUUGGCCGACAACGCGAAGUGGCGCAAUUCUUUCUAAAAUUCAGCAACAAGGUACUGGUGGAUACGUAGCUGGCGUUACUACCGCAGGAGGGGUUGCUGGUACGUGGUAUUAUAUGUUAAAGAUUCGUUUAGUUGAUCUCCAUCCCAUCUUUAAAGAAUUGGAUCUUGUUGCGAACCCUCAAAUCAAAUUAACGAUGACGUUCAAUACCGGCUUUGUUGAUAUCACAACUGCAACUGGUGAUUUAAUGAGCUUAUCCUCUCUCUCCCUAAACGGUUGCUCGACGGUUCCAGUAAUGGUAUCAAGUGCGGCCCCAGGUAAUCCAAAUGCAGGAAAACUUACAACUGGUGGAGCUGGCUCACUUCGAGUAGCUUUCGGCGUUAUGUCUAACAACAUUACACAGAUCUCUACUUCUGGUCAAAUCUUCCCAUUUACAACGACUCGUCUAUAUAUUCCUUUCUACGAUAUCGCUAAUCAAAGUCAAAUUGUUGCUAAACCUGUUAAGAAAGUCAAUUACCUCGAUUGCUACGCACAGUAUUUCAAAUCAAAAGCAGGUACUGGUCAACAAAACUCUCAGCAAAACGCUCCGUUUAGCUUUCAAUUAUCUUCAAGCUUAAAAAAUAUCAAAUACAUUGCUCUGAUUCCAUUCAGUGAAACAAGCAGUGGUCAUUUCGUAAGCGCAACGAAUAUUGAACAAUUCCAAUCCCCGUUUGACAGUGCUCCAUGGACUUGUCAGCCAGGAGCAAGCAUUCGCAAUUUUCAAGUAAUGGUUGGCAAUGAAAAUGUAUUCAACAAAACGCAUGAUUACUCGUUUGAAUCGUUCCAAGACGAAGUCAAGAAGCUCGGAGCUAUUAAUGGAGCUCUAUCGCAUGAGAUUAGCAAUGGCUUAUUUGAUUCCUACAAAUGGGAUGUUGGUCAGCGUGUUCUAAUUGCAGACUGCUCUCGAUUAACGAAUCCAGAUGUGCCUCAAUCUAUCCUUGUCUCCGGCACCAAUACUUGCAGUCAAGGAAUGAAUUGUCUAAUUCUCGUCGUAUACGGUCGUUCUAUGUCUAUUGAUCGUUUAACCGGUGAAGUGGUUGAAUAUGAGUAG
Messenger RNA from Plasmopara halstedii, 1629 nucleotides. RefSeq lists its product as uncharacterized. Lineage: Eukaryota; Oomycota; Peronosporomycetes; Peronosporales; Peronosporaceae. The record is from RefSeq and is a predicted model, not a curated record. Bases 1 to 1629 code for a protein of 542 amino acids. The transcript is spliced from 2 exons.